Molecule: messenger RNA, 786 nt
Organism: Penicillium coprophilum
Lineage: Eukaryota; Fungi; Ascomycota; Eurotiomycetes; Eurotiales; Aspergillaceae
Exons: 3
Coding region: 1-786 (261 amino acids)
Source: RefSeq, a predicted model, not a curated record
AUGGCUCCUACGACUGCUGAGCAUGAUUCGGAUGCUGCAUCCUUGACUCAGCAGACACAACGCAACAUACCCACCCUCCCCAUCUACCUGGUUACCCUCUGGUGCCUGCAGUGUUUCCGCAUCUCACUUCGGGACUGGGAUACUGCUCUUCCCUUCGAACCAAAGUGCUGGAUCGACACUGUCGCCUCCCAGAUGUGCGCUCGUUGCCAUGAAACUAAGAGCAACUGCGAAUCGGUUUACCGGGGUAUUCGGGGCCACGUUUUUGAAUUGAUGGCUUUGCUAGAAUUUGCAAAGCAAUACUGGCUCAACGAGGGUGAGGGAUUUGGACAAACCGACGUUGCAGAUCUCGUGUGGGAUUAUGGAGUCAUCAGGGAUAUUUCUGAGGCGGUUCGAAGCCUCUGCCUCUCAUUUGAGAGUCUGGUCAUGGCACAUGGCGAGGCUCACAUAUUGACAGACAACGCCUCUGAUGAUGCCAAGGCAGCCUACUCGACUUGGUGCAAUGAUAGGGAGCAUUUGACCUACCCCGAAACCAUGCUUAUCACCAACCUAGCUCAGAAAUAUGCCUCGCAAGCCACAGAGCACCUCCGUCUCCGAUUGGGCGAGGAAGGGCAGAUCCACUGGGCGGCCGCGAUUUGUUCAUUUUACGAUGCUGUCGAGUCCGCUGUGAGAUCUCACCAGGAGAGAGUGUGCGCUACCCAGUGUGAUCAGGAAAUUGGAUGCUCCCAUCUGAUGGAAAUUUCUACCAACCUCGAUGAAGAAUUUCCUCUCCCGCGCCCCGAGCUCUGA